GUCAUGUCUCACACUGCUGUACAGGGAAGCAUGGGGAGUCGCCAUGCCACAGGAAUGAGCUCCUAUAGGAUAUAUCUGUUUGAGUUCGAGAAUUUCCAAGGGCACAUGAUGGAGCUGAGUGGAGAGUGUCGGAAUAUCUGUGAGCGUCUGAACCGAGUGGGUUCCAUCAGAGUGGAGUGUGGGCCAUGGGUGGGUUAUGAGCAGCAGAACAUGUGUGGUGAGAUGUUUAUCCUGGAGAAGGGAGAAUACCCUCGCUGGGACACUUGGUCCAACAGUUACCGCUGUGACCAUUUCAUGUCUGUCCGACCAGUUCGAAUGGACCUACAAGACCAUAAGAUCUGUCUAUACGACUGCAUUAAUUUUGACGGCCGUAAGAUGGAAGUUUGCGAUGAGGACGUCCCAAGUAUGUGGGGUUUUGGCUUCCAGGACAAAGUAGCAAGCAUCCAAGUUAAUGGUGGAACGUGGGUUGGGUACCAGUACCCUGGUUACCGUGGAUACCAGUACCUGUUUGAGUAUGGAUCCUAUAAGCACUGGAACGAAUGGGGUGCCAGUUUUCCCCAGAUCCAGUCUGUGCGUAGAAUAAGAGACAUGCAGACGCAUCACAGAGGCUGCUUUGAGAUGACGGCAUAAACACAGACAAACAGCAUGAACAGGUGGAUGC
This is a messenger RNA of Triplophysa rosa, 661 nucleotides long. It is a transcript of the gene crybb1l3, whose product is annotated as crystallin, beta B1, like 3. The record is from RefSeq and is a predicted model, not a curated record. Bases 4 to 630 code for a protein of 208 amino acids. The transcript has 5 exons. Lineage: Eukaryota; Metazoa; Chordata; Actinopteri; Cypriniformes; Nemacheilidae. Gene Ontology annotation, biological process: lens development in camera-type eye; visual perception. Gene Ontology annotation, molecular function: structural constituent of eye lens.